AUGGCUGGGGAACAGGAACCGGCACGGGACGUGGAACAUGAACUGGCACUGCCACUGGGUGUGGUACAGGCACUGGUCGAUCAACGGGAACGUGCACGUGUACAGGAUACGGUACGGGACGAUCCACCGGAACCGGUUGAGGAUAUGGCACUGGUGAUUUUGGUCCUGCCAUUGGCAUUGGUAUAUGCCGCCUCGGAGAAGCACUUAUCGAGCCUCUCGCUGUUGAAUCAACCUCAACCGAACGAACAUCAUUCAGCAUCGUUGGCCACUAAAAAAGAGAAGCGUGGUAUCUUUGGUCUUGGAGCAUAUGCUCCACCUGCUCCAAUCUACGGACACGGAUUUGCCCAUCACGCACAUCAUCUACUCCCGCCAGCAGAUCCUUUGGCUCCAGUAGCUUUUGCCACCCCUGCAUUGCCUGCCUUGGCCGGGCCUUACUUGGGCGCCCAUGCUCAUACCCACACGGUCGUGACGAAAAAGGUCGGAAUCCCGAUUCCAGCCCCAUAUGCCGUUCCUGUAGAAAAACCGUACCCAGUUCCAGUCAAAGUUCAUGUGCCAGUUCCGGUAGAUCGUCCCUACCCAGUGGCUGUUCCAAAACCAUAUGCCGUUCCAGUCGAUCGGCCGUACCCAGUACCUGUAGAUCGUCCGUAUCCUGUUGCAGUGCCGCACCCUGUGCCGGUUCCGGUUGUUAAACAUGUUGGCUACCCUGUUCCAGCACCUGUUCCCUUUGCUGUACCUAAGCCGAUUCCAGUGCCUGUACAUACUCCGGUCGUAGUAGAAAAACCUGUGAUCGCGGCGGUUGAGUCUGAUCCUUGGGCUAAUGGCCGGCUGUGGUAG
Messenger RNA from Anopheles darlingi, 834 nucleotides. Its product is annotated as formin-2-like. The record is from RefSeq and is a predicted model, not a curated record. Lineage: Eukaryota; Metazoa; Arthropoda; Insecta; Diptera; Culicidae. Bases 1 to 834 code for a protein of 277 amino acids. The transcript has 3 exons.